Messenger RNA from Calypte anna (Anna's hummingbird), 1011 nucleotides. It is a transcript of the gene OTX1, whose product is annotated as orthodenticle homeobox 1. Bases 1 to 1011 code for a protein of 336 amino acids. Gene Ontology annotation, biological process: regulation of transcription by RNA polymerase II; multicellular organism development. The record is from RefSeq and is a predicted model, not a curated record. NCBI's taxonomy places the organism in Eukaryota, Metazoa, Chordata, Aves, Apodiformes, Trochilidae. The transcript has 3 exons. Gene Ontology annotation, cellular component: nucleus. Gene Ontology annotation, molecular function: RNA polymerase II cis-regulatory region sequence-specific DNA binding; DNA-binding transcription factor activity, RNA polymerase II-specific.
AUGAUGUCUUACCUUAAACAGCCCCCUUAUGGCAUGAACGGUCUGGGGCUGACGGGCCCAGCCAUGGACCUCUUGCAUCCCUCCGUGGGGUACCCGGCCACCCCACGGAAGCAGCGGCGGGAGCGCACCACCUUCACCCGCUCGCAGCUGGAUGUGCUGGAGGCACUCUUUGCCAAGACCCGCUACCCGGACAUCUUCAUGCGGGAGGAGGUCGCCCUGAAGAUCAACCUGCCCGAAUCUCGAGUCCAGGUCUGGUUCAAGAACCGCCGUGCCAAGUGCCGGCAGCAGCAGCAGAGCGGUGGAGGGGCCAAGAGCCGUCCAGCCAAGAAGAAAUCCUCGCCGGCUCGUGAGAGCUCAGGUUCGGAGAGCAGCGGGCAGUUCACCCCACCGGCAGCAGCCUCCAGCUCGGCCUCAUCUUCCUCCUCCAGCUCGGCCUCAUCGGCCCCGGCGGGAGCCCCAGCAUCUCUCAGCACUCCGGCGUCGUCCAUCUGGAGCCCGGCUUCCAUCUCUCCUGGUGCGGCGCCGGCGGGGGUGACGGUGCCUGAGCCCCUGCCGCCCGCUGCCGCGUCCUGCAUGCAGAGGGCCGGCCCUGCCGCCGCUGCCGCCUCCGCCAGCUACCCCGUCUCCUAUGGCCAAGGUGGGGGGUACGGGCAGGGUUACCCCGCGCCGCCCUCCUCGUCCUAUUUUGGGGGCGUGGAUUGCAGCUCCUACCUGGCGCCCAUGCACUCCCACCACCAUCCCCACCAGCUCAGCCCCAUGGGGCCCUCUUCGGUGCCUGGCCACCACCACCACCACCCGCUGAGCCAGAGCUCAGGCCACCACCACCACCAUCACCAUCACCACCACCAUCAGGGUUAUGGUGGCACCGGGCUGCCCUUCAACUCCUCCGACUGCCUGGACUACAAGGAGCCCGCUGCUGCUGCUGCCGCUGCCUCCUGGAAGCUCAACUUCAACUCCCCUGACUGCCUCGACUACAAGGACCAGGCGUCCUGGCGCUUCCAGGUCUUGUGA